Molecule: messenger RNA, 9650 nt
Organism: Oncorhynchus keta (chum salmon)
Lineage: Eukaryota; Metazoa; Chordata; Actinopteri; Salmoniformes; Salmonidae
Product: zinc finger and BTB domain-containing protein 34-like
Exons: 3
Coding region: 160-1692 (510 amino acids)
Biological process (GO): regulation of transcription by RNA polymerase II
Molecular function (GO): RNA polymerase II cis-regulatory region sequence-specific DNA binding; DNA-binding transcription factor activity, RNA polymerase II-specific; protein binding
Source: RefSeq, a predicted model, not a curated record
GAGUGGGGGGAGGCCUGGCUAAAGUGAAAGCGAGCUACUGGGGAUAAUGGGCGACGUUUGAUUGGGAAAAGAGUUUCUCAGCCGCAGCCUACCUAGCCUAUAUGCCUGUGCUGGAAAUCAACAAAGGGAGCCUACAAACUGGAAAGACCUAUCCAAGAGAUGGACGACAGCAGUGCCUACAUAGAGUUUGACGUGCCAGAGUUCAGCAACACCGUUCUCAACCAACUCAAUGAGUUGCGGCUGCAGGGGAAACUAUGUGACAUCAUCGUUCACAUCCAGGGCCAGCCUUUCCGUGCCCACAAGGCCGUGCUGGCGGCCAGCUCACCGUACUUCCGCGACCACUCGGCCCUGGGCACCAUGAGCGGCCUGUCCAUCUCCGUCAUCAAGAACCCUGAGGUGUUUGAGCAGCUGCUGGCCUUCUGCUACACUGGCCGCAUGUCCCUGCAGCUCAAGGAUGUUGUCAGCUUCCUCACAGCAGCCAGCUUCCUGCAGAUGCAGGCCGUCAUCGACAAGUGUACCCAGAUCCUGGAGGGCAUCCACUCCAAGAUAAGCAUCCCCUCCAGUGCCACAAGCCCAGACAAGGAGGGCUCCCAGGCCAGCCGCAAUGGUGUCAAAGACAGCAGCCUCUUCAUCAACCCCACACAGAUCUCCCCCCCAUACUACUCCAGGCACAGCAUAGAGGCCCGCUCUGAGCUGGCUGCAGGGAAAGGCCAUGGCAGGGCGCGGUACCAGGAGGAGGGCCAGUCAGAUCGUGGCAGUAGUGACGGUGUGUCAGAGCAGGAGGCAGCCAUGGAGGGAGAGACAGAGCAGGUGGAGCUGAUUGGGAAGGACGGCCAGGUGACAGACGUGCACGUGAAGCUGGAGAAGGCAGAUAGGCCCAGCUACUCGGACAGCUCCUCGGCAGGCGACGAUGGCUACCACACAGAGCUGGUGGAUGGAGAGCAGGUGCUGGCUGUCAGUGUUGGCUCCUAUGGUCCCGUCAUCCAGCCAGCUGGCUACACUUACUCAGGCCUGUCGUCCCCCUGCUUUGUGAGCCUCAGCAGCUCCAGCCCCUCCCGCUCCAUGCUCAGUGGCUUCAGGGGCGGCAGAGCCAGAGCCAAGCGCCCCCCAGUGACCGUCCCAGCAGAGGUCCUGGGUCAUAUCAAACCGGGAAACACUGAGGACAGCAGCGAGGCGGUGUUGGGCCAAGUAGGUUUUGAGAACGAUGUGCGAGAGCGGAGCCUGCGCAGCCAGUGGUACCCCUACAACGAGAGGCUCAUCUGCAUCUACUGCGGCAAGUCCUUCAAUCAGAAGGGCAGCCUGGACCGCCACAUGCGCCUGCACAUGGGAAUCACACCCUUCGUCUGCAAGUUCUGCGGCAAGAAGUACACGCGCAAAGACCAGCUGGAGUACCACAUCCGCGGCCACACGGACAACAAGCCCUUCCACUGCCAGAUUUGUGGCAAGUGCUUCCCCUUCCAGGGGACCCUCAACCAACACCUGAGAAAGAAGCACUUGGGGGCCUCAGAGGGCCCCAACCACAUGGACUCUCCAGAGAGGACGGAGGGCAUCUCUGGUCAGAAAGACCCAGAGGAUGCCUCAGAGGGGAUGGCCUUUGAGACGCAGUAUGCUGAGGAGGCUCCGGCCAACGACAUGGAGGAGAGCUCAAAGUGCAGCCCUGAGGAAGCCGAGGCGUCCAGAUGUGAUUUUUAGGCCCUGGCUCUGGUUGAGGAAGCUUUAAGAUAUGUUCUUUAAACGUUUAGGAUUUGUUUUUGAACCGGCUCCUUUCAAUGUUGAACCUACUUUGUGCAUCCGUUUUCUGCUUGUCCAUCCAUUUUUGUGAAAGUCAACUGUUGCUUAAUGUAGAAGAAGAGGAGAAAGGGGUACUUUUUAAAAAUAGAUUUCAAAGGGAAGGGGUAUCAACUUGCUAUUGAUAAGGUGCCCUCAAUAAUCAAGGCCUUUUGUUUUCGCUUUAAAAAAUAUAUAUGUUUUUAAAACAUAUUUACAGAGUAAUAUAGGCAUGUUGCAAUAAUUGAUAAUGUGAAAGCUCUGAUAAGAUGCUUAUCAUAUCAUGUUUUUACCUGACCUGUUUUUGCACAUGUGGCCAAAGGAGGUCACUUUACUCACAAGGAAUUAUUUUUCUGCCAAGUGCAAAGCUUUGUGUGAAAUAUCCGUUCAAUACCUCAUGAUACAACUACAUACUCAUAACAGACAGUAUUUUAGCUUUUAUGAAACUCCACCGGGUUCUACCUCAUAUCCAAGAACCUACCAAGAACAGAAGUGUUCACCGUUUUAAAAACAAACCGUUUUGCUUUAGGGUCUCUGUUUCAUUUGCCAAACUCUAGGCAGAACAUCCUCAGUCCCAACGCUAAGCCUUGAUACUUUAGACUAAUAUUCCUUGCUGAUUGUAUGAACGCUGGACCGUGUCCUUGUCCGUUGUUUCAUGGUCAGACAGGAUGUAAUGUGGGCAAAGAACGAAGGUGCUAUAUUGAUGUGUUUUAUGAAAUAUUAAGUGUGUUUGCAUUGAGCAUGCGCAAGGAGGACAGUGGAUAGAAUACAAUAAUGGAGGAUAAUACAUGACAUAUGAUUUUCCCUGUCUACAGCCAAUAUCUAUUUAAGCAAUAAGUCCUGAGGUGGUGUGGUAUAUGGUCAAUAUACCAUGGCUAAGGGUUGUUCUUCCGCAUGAUGCUCCGCGGAGUGCCUGGACACAGCCAUUAGCCAUGGUAUGUUGACCAUAUAUCACAAACCCCGAGGAGCCUUAUUGCUAUUAUAAACUCGUUACCAACGUAAUUGGAGCAGUAAAAAUAUAUAUAUUUUUCAUACCCGUGGUAUACAGUCUGUAAUACCAUGGCUUUCAGCCAAUGAGAAUUCAGGGCUUGAACCACCCAGUUUAUAAUUGUUUUUAGAACACACAGGACAAAUUCCUCUUGUCUGUAUCUUUUCACCACUGAAGGUCUGUGCUUUUUUUUAUAUUCUCUUCUUAAGCAAUAAGGCCCAAGGGUGGUGUGGUUUAUAGCCAAUAUUCCAACGCAAAUGGCAUGUUCUUAUGCACGACGCAAAAGAGUGCCUGCAUACUGCCCUUAGCCAUGUAUGGUAUGUUGACCAUAUAUCACAAACCCCUGAAUUGCCUUAUUGCUAUUAUAAACUGGUUAUCAAUGUACUUUGAUAAGUAAAAAUACAUAUUUUGUCAUACCUGUGGUAUACGGUCUGAUAUACCAUGGCUAUCAGCCAAUCAGCAUUCAGGGCUUGAACCACCCAGUUUAUAAUAUAUUUUAAUCCACAUGGGAUCAAUGAUUUGAUCCUCAUACACAGUGAAGUCAUUUGGAGUGUCUUCCAUUCUCUUGAUGUUUUAGUUUGUUAAUUCUCAACCUGUUUAUGUGAAACUCUUAGUUUAUUUGUGUGAAGAUUAUGCUCAGUGCAGAGUCCCACUCAUUAGCUUGGUACAGCAAGGGCAGUCCUGCCCUGAAUCUGCAUAGAAUCAAUAUGCAAAUAACAACAAAGGAAUAUCAGCCAUCUUGUCAUGGCAUUUCUUUAUUCACUCUCCAUUUCAUUAGGACUCAUGUUCUGCUCACAUUCACUGUUUCUGCCCUUCCCUGAUCCGACAUCACUGUUGAGAUGAGGGAAUCAAAUGGGAAACUCAUUGAUGCCUCAUUAGAAAAUAAGCUCUUGAUGGUAUUUUGAGAGAAGCUUGUGAUCCAAAGUAAUGGUGCACUUUUUGUGUUUCAAAUAGAAUCGUCUGAAUGGAGACUUGGUGAUAGUUUUGUUAAUUUUUUUUAAUGUCUUGAAGAUCAAUGGUGACCAUAAAUGUAUUCGGCACUAUGCUACUGCUUUUUAAUAGUCAGGAAUCGAAUUGGAAUUGCUUCGGUCAGUGUAAGCCCUUUUGACAGCUGAUGUUGAUAGCUAGCUAUUUCAGUGUUAAUGGGUAAAUAAUCAUUGAAGGCACUGUUGGUCUUGAUCUGCUUGUUUCGAGAUUAGCUGGGCUGUCAGGGCCUAGCAGUUGGACGAAUGUCAUUGACCAUAUUUCAAAACGCUAAUUUCGUUAUUCAUAUAGUCAUAACUCACAAAUGCACAUAUGGUGGUGAUGGGGGGGGUAUGGUUGUCAGACCUAUAUUGCAUUUCAUGACUAAGCAUUGCAAUGCAGAAUGACAUGGCAUAGUACAGGCCCAGGGAUUAGCUGAACUGGCUUUCAAAUUAUUCUAUGUCGAAAUGCUUCUAACUAUGGUAGUUUUGAGAAAUACAGGAAUAAAUUAUUGCGCCAACAUGCUAGUCCAGAGUAAGCUCUUUUUAAAGGCCCAGUGCAGUCAGUGAUUUUCCAUACCUCUUUGCCAAUAACAGUUUUCCCUUCCCAUUCAGACCACUCCCAGACAUUCCUAGCAAAAUACUUGCUUGAAAGUUUGUUUGCUAAAAAGCCAUUUUUGUCCAUUUUUAUAAAGUCGAUUACUUAAUUGUUACCCAUAAAUGAUUUCAUAUUGAUAUAAAAACAGCUGCAUUGGGCCUUUUAAGAUCAGGUGGAAAGCUGAUCCUUAAAGAGCACUUUUUGACAAGUCAUUUUUCCCCCUUAUCCCUCUUCUUGCUGAUUUGCUAUUUCAGCAGUGUGACGCUUUCCUUGUAUCCUAUGUACCUAUUUUAGUUUUUACACAUGAUCACAUAACUACAGUAAGCCUUCCAAGGUGGUAGAAGGCUCAAAUAAAAUGUUAAUUGUCACAUGGUUCACUGUUUAAAAGAGUCCUGAAUACACCAGAGGUCCAGGUAGGUGUGAAAGAGCAUUUCCUCUUCAUUUAAUGUAGCACCACCAUUUAUGAUACCUGUUAUUUUUUCGGUUGUUAGUGCCCUUUAAAAAAAAAACGUUUGUUUUCAUAUUGGUAUUGAGCAGUUUUGCAUGCAUGGCCAGUGUUUUACCCUAUAUUUAUUUAGCAUUGUCGGCCACUUCAAAACAAUAGUUUAUAUUAUGACACUUCCACUGUGGGGCUCUAUUUGUCUCUGCAAUUUGAAGAAAGUAGAAGGUAGUUUUGCAAACCAUUGCUAACUAGCGUUAGCACAAUGACAGGCAUGCUAGCUGUUGAGCUAUUGCUAGUUAGGAAUCUUCCUUUAAACAGCAGCGCGUCUUUGCAGAAAUACAUAUGUGUAUUUCUGCCCAGACAUGCUUUUAAAGUGAUGGUGUGAGAUUUUGCCAAUUUAGCACUUUUUCUACAUACCCAGUCAGAUGAACUCAUGGAUACUAGUUUUGUUUCUGCAUGCAGUUUAUUGAAGUUUCUAACUAGUGUUGGCGCAAUUGCUACCUAGCGUAAGCGCAAUGACUGGAAGUCUAUGGGAACAGCUAGUGUGCCUGUCAUUGGCAAACACUAGUUGGCGAUGGCUUGCAAAAACACCUUCUACUUCCUUCAAACUGCACGCAGAUACAUAAAUAUAGCCCCACGGUGGAGGUGUCAUAAUAACCAUAAAACCUAGCUGUCAAAAGAGGGAAAUGGUUCCAAUCGUUUUUCCAUCAUUCAUUUUCCCCAUAGGGAAUUUUAUAAACACUUAAUAUAAGGGCUGUUUCUCGUGUAGGCUUAUCCUGGUGUGACGUUUUGAUCAUGUAAAUCUCUCUCUCGGACAAGGAGACUUUUAUCAAUAUAUUUGGCUCUAUUUACUCUGAUUCAAAAAUGUGAAUUUUCUUCAAAGUAGACAUCAUGCAAAACAACAUCUCUGCAAGCUCCGGCACUUCGUUUCUUGCUGAUAACUUUGCGAACAGGUAUAGUGAAUUUAAAUCUUGCGUAGUCUUGAGACAGUUAACAUAAUUGUCCAUUUAAAGAAAUGUAGCUGUUUUUUUAUUACAUUUAACUAACUUUAGAUUGUUAAUCCAGAGAUUCUUACCUUUGCCUCGAUUCGGCAGUCUUGUCCAGAUCAUCAUGGCAUUUGUAGUUCUUUAUGAUAGCCACAUUAGCCGCUAUUUAGCAUUUCAUUUUUGUGGGGUAAAUACAGACAAAUAUAUUGAUCAAGUCGCCUUGUCCUAGAGGGAUUUACUUGGUGAAAAAUGAUUGGAACAAUUUCCCUGUUUGAUCUCUAGGUUUUAUGGUUAUGACUCAUACUGUGGUACUCUAUUGUAUCCACAAAUUCAUCUGCCUGGGUAGGUAGGGCUUAGUUGCCAAAAUCUUAUCCCUUUAAGAUCAGUGUGACAAAUUCAAGCUGAUAUUUGUAGUGAGCAGAGCGAGCACAGCCACCACAUGCUCCUUAUCUCCCUACAGUGCUGUAGUGGCGCUCCUUAUCUCCCUACAGUGCUGUAGUGGCGCUCCUUAUCUCCCUACAGUGCUGUAGUGGCGCUCCUUAUCUCCCUACAGUGCUGUAGUGGCGCUCGUCAGUUCUAUUUCCGAUGGUGUCAACAUAAUUACAUUUUCAUGUGUUUUGCAGUAGAUUGUCUUGAAGUCAUCAAAUUAGGUUCUCACAGCCAGCAAAGAAAACCAGCCCACCCCCCUGCUUCCUUUGCCACUGGUGUUAAAAUAAAAUACUAGGGGAAACACUACUGUUCAUAUCGUUAGGUCACCAAUAGUCUCUCUAUGCCCACAACACAAUGGGUUCAUUGUUUUGAUGUCCAUCGUCUUGUUUCACCAGAUGCCAUGGAAACCAAAAGGGUCCUUCUCAAAUUUAGUGAAUUCUGAUUUGCUAUAGUCUUGUUGCUUGUCUGUUUUUGAAUAUGGUGACGGGCCCUUUCCCUUUGUUUUUCCCUGUUUUUUUAUUUUUUAUUUUCUCUCACAUAACAUGCUUGACAGUGUUGUGGCCGAAAGUCAGCCACAAUCUAUUUUCCACUGUCUGAAUGCCUACUAGGCAGAAGUCUAGAAUGUCAUGUUCUGUGUGGUAACCGUCUUUGUAAAGUCUUAUAACCCUGCUCAUAUCGAAUCUGUCCCCCUACCGAUUUAAGAGGGAAUUGACCUCGUCACAUAAUUGAAUCCUUCUCAUGAUGUCUCGCGUUAUUAGAACAGGGGCAGACUAGGUUAUUGUGCCAUGAGUCCAACAGACGAUAGAUAGCAUGAUGGAUAAUCCUCCAUAGAAAACAAAUACUGAAAGACAAAGGUCUGUCUAUACAUUUAGCCAACAAGAGGCAAGAUGAGUUUCCUACAUAAGAUGUAGCCUGGUUCCUAUUUUCCAAUUCCUUUCUAUUUCCCACAGUCUUGAGCAUGUUGCCAGAUAUAUUUAAUAUCAUGAAAGAAAUUGUACAGAAAUUGAGUUUGUUUAUUUAUAUAAUUGUAAGAUGCCAACCAUAUCAAUCCUAGUAAUAUUUAGAAGAACAAAGGCUUUUGAAACGUGAUCUGUGCCUUGCCACACAAACUAUAUCCCUGACUCCAUGGCACUUACAGUGGACCUCUGUUUUGUGCCUGCCUUCAAUGUAAAGAAUGAAAGGGGUUAAGGGGAAGGUAUAUCUAUUGAUAAAAUACUGUUGAUUUCACUUUGAUUUGGAAAAAUCUUUCCUGUGAUUUAGUUUAUGCAACAAUUAAAUGUCUUAAAGGGAAUGAGCACAUAAUUGAGAAUAGUUCAGCAGUGAGGAGAAUCAUGUCUUAGAUAUAUGCCCGAGUUGAUCUCUUAAAUUAUGUUUACAUGCCACCUCCAUUUUGUUUCAGCCGUACUUAUUUAGCCCUACUAUUUCCUUGUCGUCAGACCCCAUUUGAUAUCCAUUAAUAAUGUGAUGAAUUGUGUUUAUGGUAAUAUGGUGACUUGCAUGGCAUCUAAUCACAGUCGUGAGCUGUUUUGUUCCUCUCUCCAGAGGCUGUUUUGUAUGUUUACUCUAGCCUUUCUGUUAGCACUGAGGACAAUCGAAGGCAUCGCCUUCAGUCUCGGAGAGCGCGAGAGAGAAGAGAGUACAGCUAGACUCUCCCCCUCUCAAGAUUCCUUUUGUAACAUCUGACCAGGGGGGACAGCUGCUUGAGAAUGGGCAGAUUUUAAAAACAUGACAUUUGUAGAGUGAAAAAUGGAAAGAUUACCCUGUUGUAUUGCACGUCACUCACCCACAAAAUAGUUUUUGAAAUGCCGAUGGCUGGUUUUGGAACACAACAUUAGUUAUUGUGUUUGUCUCAUCUGGCAUGCACUUAGAAAUAACCUGUCUUUGAUACAUUCAUAUUCCAGAGAGGAUCUAUUCAUAAUUUGUCUCCACCUCAAGGGACUCUAUUACUUUAUCUUAAGGGACCUUUUUACCCUUAAAUGGUGCUUAUAGACUGGUCUGUUUAUAGAUUUUGAUAUACAAAAUACUAUACACUUGCAUAUUUACAUUAUAGGGGGGCAAUUUGUGUAAAUGCUUUUAUCAACUUUGGUUACUAAUGUCACACCACUCACCAACCAACUGAACCUGACACUUAUUUGCGUUCACUCUGUUUGUUCAAAACUAUUCACAGAAAAGCUAGGAGGGAGAUGCUUGUGGGCCAGAAGUAAUCAGAAGGAAGUGUUUACAGGGAAGGCUGUUUGACUACUUUUUGAAUUUUUGAACAGACUAACUUCAGGUAGUUUAUGAACACUGAUAUAGACUUUAACAAAAUCUGAAAGUCUUCCAUAGCUUCUCUCGGCCUUUCUCCACUGUGUAAUAUACAAAAGCAAUAACCUUUUUAAAGGGGAUGUAUUGUUAUCAGUGAGCCUAAUCUAAUUCUGGGCCUGUCACAUCUCAACUAAACAUUGAAUGUCAGGGAGCUAUUGAAUUGAAGUAGGACGAGGACAAUUUGAUAUUGAUAUUUUUUUAUAUAUUUUGUGAGUCUUUGGACAGGUUGAGUGAAAAUGCUCAUUAGGUGAGACUGGUAUUGCUGGUCUUCUAAGUAUGCAUCCAAAGCCUAUGACUGUCAAUUAACUGCAAUGCAAAAGCUAAGCAUGUGAUUCAGUCAAACUCAAUGGCACUGGUUUUAAAGUUGCACCUCCAUCUGUAUCAAAUACUGAAAGGGAUUGUGGUCUGCAAAGCCACAUUGGGAGUGGCGACCUGUGUUCAUGCUAAAAUGUAAAGGUCUCCCCUUUCCCCUCGUGUACUGAGACUGAAGUUUCAGCUGGUCAGAGUGGAAUUGGUCAGUGCUGCUUUAACUACAUGUUAAGACUGGCCUGUUUCCUUUGAUGUGAAACUUCUUGGUCUCUGACAUUUGGUGGUGUCUGGAUAUCAUGUAUUUUGUUGAUAUGGCACAAAAAAAUAAGUAGAACUCAGGGUUUAUACUAGUGUUAUAAAGUGGUCACUGGGCAUACAGCUCAUAUGCGUAGAAUUCAAUGUGCACUUCUCUUCAGGUGGGGAAACAAAUCCUCAGUCAGUGGUUCCCAAACAUUCUGCCUCAAGGGUCUCACUGAACCCAUGUUUUCCGUUCCCCCUCUGCAUGCGUGUGACAAGCACAGAGGUUCAAUGUUGAGGAACAGGGGAGACCUUUUAGUUUGGCCAGGUGUCAGUCCACCUCCCUCUAAUCCACUCUACAUACAACCCAACUGUGAACCUCAGAACUCUACUGUUAUGUACAACUAUGAAGUAAAUUAAGCUAGCUAGAGCUGAACUAUUAACUUGCCAUUUAUGAAUUUAUUUUAUAGCAUGAAAUAUAUGAUAUAUUUAUUCAAAUUAUAUUUUACUCAUAAUCAUUCUGUGCUGCUUUUUGGGGGUUCUUACGCUUGUAAAUUGCUUUUUUAUGAUACAAAGAAAUGUCAAUAGAAAAUGCGUUUGUUUGUAAAAUAAAGAUGCUGAUUUGGCA